UUUUUAGGCUAUGGUGGAGGGAGCAGUGACUGUAGCUGUGUUCGAUGUAAACAUAGCUGGCAACUCGACGGCGAAUGGCAUGUCAUAUUUACAAGAUGAGAUGCAGCCUGACACAGAUGCCAUGGCCCCUCUCAACCUGGGUGACUUGGACUUGACCACUGACGAGUUCAUCUUGGAUGAAGUGGAUAUUCACAUACAAGCUAAUCUGGAAGAUGACUUGGUGAAGGAGGCACUGAAAACGGGAGUUGACCUCAGGCAUUACUCUAAACAGGUGGAGGGUGAACUCCAACGAAUUGAACAAGCUUCCAUCAAAGACUAUAUCAAGGAGAGCCAGAACAUUGCCUCUCUGCACAACCAGAUCACAGCCUGUGACUCCAUACUGGAGCGAAUGGAGUGCAUGCUGAGCGGCUUCCAGAGUGACCUCUCGUCCAUCAGCAGUGAGAUCCAGACUCUGCAGCAGCAGUCGGUCAGCAUGAACGUGCGGCUGAAGAACAGGCAGGCCGUACGCAGCCACCUCAGCCAACUGGUGGAUGAGCUGGUGGUGCCCGGAGCUAUGAUCCAGGUAAUCGUGGAUAGCCCGGUUACGGAGCAGGAGUUCCUUGAGCAGCUCCAUGAACUCAACAACAAGAUCAAUUUUGCCAAAGAGCUCAGCUUCAGGGAGACUUUGGCCUGCUCUGACAUCCAGGACAUCGUGGACCGCCUCAAAAUCAAGGCUGUCACAAAGAUCAGAGAAUUUAUCCUGCAGAAGAUUUAUUCCUUCAGAAAGCCCAUGACCAACUAUCAAAUCCCUCAGAACACUCUCCUUAAGUACAGGUUUUUCUAUCAGUUCCUCUUGGCAAACGAAAGGACAGUAGCUAAGGAGAUCAGGGAUGUGUACGUGGACACCAUGAGUAAGAUCUACUACAGCUACUUCAAGUCCUACAGCGGCAGGCUGCUCAAAGUACAGUAUGAGGAGGUGGCAGACAAAGAUGACCUGAUGGGAGUGGAAGACACGGCCAAGAAAGGUUUAUUCUCCAAGCCCUCCCUGAAGAGCAGGAACACCAUCUUCACCCUGGGCCAGCGGGGGGCCGUGCUGAGCCCUGCCGAGCUGGAGGGGCCCAUCCUCAUCCCCCACACUGCCCAGAGAGGGGACUGCAGGUAUCCCUAUGAGACGCUGUUCCGCAGUCAGCACUACGCCCUCUUGGACAACGGCUGUCGAGAGUUCCUCUUCCUGUUUGACUUCUUCAUGGUGGCUGGAAACUCUGUGCUGGACCUCUUCAACAGCGUCAUGGGAAAGACACUCAGCUUGUUCCUGAAGAGCAUGUCCACCUAUGUAUCGGAUUGCUACGAUAGCAUCGCUGUGUUUCUGUGUAUCCACAUCAUCCUGCGUUUCAGAGCCAUCACAACCAAGGGGGCCAUCCCAGCCCUGGACAAGUACUGGGAGGCGGUGCUGGAGCUGCUGUGGCCCAGGUUUGAGCUCAUCCUGGAGAUGAACAUUCAGAGCAUCUGCAACACGGACGCCCCAGAAACUGGGCGUGUUGGACACCAGACCACACUAUAUCACACGUAGAUACGCUGAGUUCUCUUCUGCCAUCGUUAGCAUUAACCAGACAUUCACCAGCGAGUGAACCAACACCCUCCUUGGCCAACUGCAGGUA
Messenger RNA from Salvelinus namaycush (lake trout), 1637 nucleotides. Its product is annotated as vacuolar protein sorting-associated protein 52 homolog. The transcript has 14 exons. Gene Ontology annotation, biological process: lysosomal transport; retrograde transport, endosome to Golgi; endocytic recycling. The coding region runs from base 11 to 1549 and encodes 512 amino acids. Gene Ontology annotation, cellular component: GARP complex. The record is from RefSeq and is a predicted model, not a curated record. Gene Ontology annotation, molecular function: syntaxin binding. NCBI's taxonomy places the organism in Eukaryota, Metazoa, Chordata, Actinopteri, Salmoniformes, Salmonidae.